Messenger RNA from Aspergillus fumigatus Af293, 1788 nucleotides. RefSeq lists its product as uncharacterized. Gene Ontology annotation, cellular component: nucleus. Gene Ontology annotation, biological process: positive regulation of transcription by RNA polymerase II. The record is from RefSeq and is a predicted model, not a curated record. Gene Ontology annotation, molecular function: DNA-binding transcription factor activity, RNA polymerase II-specific; transcription cis-regulatory region binding; zinc ion binding. NCBI's taxonomy places the organism in Eukaryota, Fungi, Ascomycota, Eurotiomycetes, Eurotiales, Aspergillaceae.
AUGGAAGGGAACCGAACGAGAACCGGUCAUCCCUCCAGCCGCUUUUCAUCGGUCAGCCGAGGAGGUCCAAGCCUGCUAGUUCCGGGGUGCGGAGGCUCGAAGCCCCCUUUUCGACCGGUCACUGCAACUGCUCGGAAGCAUCUGGGGAAGAACCGACGACCACAAUGCCGACGAAGAGAACUACCCCAGCGGGCAAACAGCGUGUGCGCACUGGCUGCUGGACGUGUCGCAGACGCAGAAGGAAAUGUAAGCCUCCUGCAACUUACUAAGUGUGGUCUCAAUCUGAUUUAUGCCGGCUCAGGCGAUGAGGCCAAGCCUCAGUGUCAAAAUUGCACUGCAAAGGGCUUUGCCUGUAAAUAUCCCAGCAAAGUCACGUUUGUCUCGAUUGUGCAUGCAUCCAAUCAGCAAUCAGAUGGGACAGGAGCAACCUACAGCACGAUUAGAUUUGUGGAUGAGACCCCCGCAACUCCUUCAUUGCAGGAGAGUGGGACGGUAGCGCACGAGCAAACUCCAGCCGAAAAUCAUGUAGAGUCGCUAGAACUCCUUCCAGGCCUUAGUCGCCCUACGGCGCAUCUUCCCUCGAACAGCGCUCUUCCUGCUGUUCGGGCUCGGCGCCAGGUUGCUUUUACCGCUCUGUCGGAUUCCGGCCAUGAUCCGGAGACAGGGUUACUUCGACAUUACUGCUAUGCACUAGCCCCUUGGAUUGAUGUUGGCGAUCCAGGCCGUGCUUUCGGCCUCGAGUUCUUGAUCCUUGGUAGGCGAGUUCGACCACUUCUCGCGGCAAUCCUCGCGCUUGCUGCUGGCCAAAGGUCGCUUGUGGUGCCGACAUAUGCAGCCGACGACCUCGCCAGGAGCCUUAGGUUCCGUGAAGAAGCCGAGAACGGCCUUCCUUUGCAAAGUACUGCUGUCCAGCGAGUAGGAAACGUGUUUUUUAUGCUACAUGACUUCUUUUCUUCGCGUCCAUCGCAGUGGAAGGCCUUGGUGACUGGUUAUACCAAUGCGCCAGGAGGCCUCGGAUGCCUGUCGGCUGCUGAUGGAGAGCUCAAUGAACCGUCUUUGUGGGUGACACUUAGAAUCGAUCUGGCUGCGUCUAUUAUAAGCUCCGAGCCUCCACAGAUGCUGAUUCCCGCGCUAGUAUCCGCCCUAGACCCAAGUUCGACCAAACAGGUCUAUCAGCAUAUCCUCCUCCUUCUCGCGCAUACCUUGAGCUUCAUCUUCGGAAGUUCAACGGCAUAUCUCGAGGGUCUGGGCCAAGUAGGCACCGUCCCCGCUUUGAAUCCCGUGUCGCAGUGGAACUAUCUGUGGACGGAAUGUCGGAGAUGGUAUCUAAAUCGUCCUCUGCAAGUGCAGCCCGUCUUGGAUGUUCGAGCUGCGCACGCAGAUGAAAUCGACCCACAGAAUGCAUCCUCCUUCCCAAUCCUGGUCUACACCACACCCCUUGCACUAGUCGCCAAUGCUGUCUACCAUGUCGCCUCUUUUCUCCUCCUGGCUCGCAAGCCACGCUUUGUGAAGACGCUGACUGGCCCGAAAUGUCUGUCCUCCUCUAUCUGGCAUGCUCAAUCCAUUGCUGGUAUUGCAACUAGCAACGACACAGUCGAACAGUGGGACCCGAUUCUCAUCGCGGGACUGCUUCUCAUAGCCAAAGACAUGACUCACCAUUUACAGCAGUCAGCGGUGUUGAACCAGCUACAGCGGAUUACAGAGUUGACAGGGAUCCACCUGGACGACGAGAUCGAGUCUCUCCAAUCCCAGUGGCGCGUGUCACGAUACGAAGAAUCAAUUGCUUGA